This is a messenger RNA of Gigantopelta aegis, 2759 nucleotides long. Its product is annotated as GTPase IMAP family member 7-like. NCBI's taxonomy places the organism in Eukaryota, Metazoa, Mollusca, Gastropoda, Neomphalida, Peltospiridae. The coding region runs from base 51 to 1010 and encodes 319 amino acids. The transcript has 2 exons. Gene Ontology annotation, molecular function: GTP binding. The record is from RefSeq and is a predicted model, not a curated record.
CGUGUGCGACAUGUACUUAUGACAACUGUGACGGCGAUCGCGAUUGCUUCAUGUGUUAUACACCUCGCGGAACACAAAUUACUCCAUACCAGAGCCAAGAUUAUAUUUUCCUGAAGGAUGAACUACGGAUUGUAUUGAUCGGCAUCACUGGUUCUGGGAAAAGUUCGUCGGGGAAUUCUAUUCUUGGGACAAGAUGUUUCCAUUCUGAGCCCAGUGCGGAAUCCGUCACAGCACAAUGUCAGCAAGGCAGUGCUGAUCGAUUUGGCUAUCGCAUCAGCAUCGUUGAUACGCCUGGCUUGCUCGAUACCGGUCGCUCACAAGCAAUAAUCGUAAAAGAAAUCGUGAAAUGUAUUGGAAUAUCUGCUCCAGGUCCACACGCUUUGAUCCACGUUCUCAAAAUCAAGCGGUUCACGAAAGAGGAGAACGAUACCAUUAGUUACUUCAGACAGGUGUUUGGAGACGGAAUGCUGCGCUACCUGUUUGUCUUGUUCACUGGGAUGGAUGAUCUGGAACACGAUGGGCGAACCCUGGAGCAGUAUGUUGCUAAGGCUCCAGCAGAUCUUAAAGCUCUUCUCAACGACUGCAAUGGAAAGUAUUUUGGAAUAAACAACCGAGAAAAUGACCAGGACCGUAAGGAAAAGCAAAUCGAUGACAUCGUAGACAAGAUUAAGUCCAAUGUUUCAAAGAACAGUGGAAACUAUUAUACAACAGAAAUGUUGGGAGCAGCAGAAAAUCAAAUGAGAAAGAGAGAACAGGAAAUAUUAAAACAGCAGGAAGAGGACACUCACAAGUCAGUUAAACGAAUAACUGAAAGAUUUGAAGCUAAAAAAGCAAAAUUGGAAGAAAGGUUCAGAGAAUUGGCGAUAACACAGGAGGAUAGGGCAUCACUGAAAUCAGUCAAUGAAAAUCAAAAGAGAGAAGCAGCCAAUGCUGAAGCUCAUCUUGGUGAAAUCACUGGAGUCACAAUGGGAACUGCGGCGAGCAGGGAUGGGAGGAGACCGAUUUGCUGAAAUACCAGAGAGAGUGCGGUCUCAAAACGAAGAACAAAAGUCCGGAAUUCGAGAGAAGCAUAUCGGACGAUUUAAUUUAGAGUUUCACAAUCUAGAAGACCAGAUGGACCAAGAAAUUAAAAGCCUCAGGAUCGAAAGAGUGGAAAAGGUUCAGAGAAAAGUGAGAGAGAACCUUCGAAAGGAAGUAGAGAUUGGUGGUCCGGUCGUGGGUUAUCUAUGGAGCGCUUUACGAGAAUGGAUUGGUUGAUGAUAGACUGAUAUUUAUGAGUUAAUGUAUUGCCAGUUAUGGAAUAUUUAUAGAAGCUACCACUUAAAUAACAUACACUAUUGAUACAUGACGUGUGUUAGUAUAUUAUGUAUUCUUACCCACUGGACAGGGUUAUCCAGCUUUUGCACAGUGACAGAAAAAUCUGUCUGACCCUAGGGCUAGAUAAAUCUGUCUGACCCGAGGGCUAGACGAUUUCUAUAUACGCGUGUCGUCAUAACUGAUAUUUAACGACGAUUGACGUCAUAACUCAUGGUUUCAAAAUUUCCCGUUGUAUCAUUGUUUUAAAAAUAUUUAAACAAUUAAUAUUUUCAACUUUAUAUUUAUUAAGUUGUUGCAUUUUUAUGUCGUUGCAUAAGUGGGACUAUAUGUUUUAGAGUGUGAUUAAAUGAGUUUCCUUGUUUGUAGGUGAAAUGUUUACGAAUAAUUCAACAACAAACAAACCGUACGUAGCUUACAAAAUUAAUGUUUUGUUACUGUAAUUAAAUGGGCAAGAAAAAGAAUCAAUCACCGUUGUGAGGUAUAGAUAAGGCGAUUCCAACCCUCGGGACAAAAUGUUUUUGUAAGGGCCUCCAUAAACCCCGGCCCUCACAAAAAAACCUCAUUUUGUCCCUCGUGUAUAUUUACCUAUUUUGUAUUGACUUUUAUUGAUUCUAUUUCGUUGCAAUUUAUCAUUCCCCUCAAUGUGCACAUUAUAUUAUUUUAUAUAUAAAUAUGUAUGUAUGCCUACAAAAUAUUUGUUAGCAAAUAAAACUGCAUUAAAGCUAAACAAGAGAGAAUAGCUUGGAUGAUGAUGAUGAUGAUGUGUCGCGGGUUAACUAGUGUAGGGAUUUAGACAACACACUGCAGACACAUACACAUGAUAUAAACAGUCCAUUCCAUGAUAUUCACAUACAUACAAGAUCUGAAAUAUUAUUCAGCAAUGUCUGCAAAAAUAUAGGGUGGCAGUUUGUUUUCAAAACAGGUUGAGUGUAUUGAAUCCGAGAUGGCCACCAUCAGACAUAACUAGUUUGAUUGUGUAGCUAUUUACCGUCAUAAAAUUACUUUCAAUACUUACUUAUGGAUUUGUUUCUGGCAUACGUACAACCCAUAUUUGUUAAUAUAUUAAUACCAGUAUUAAAAAAUGUUACCAAGAGGUAGUAGUAGACCGUCAUUUGAAUACUGACGGUGUUAGAACAUUUCGUAAGAUAAUGGAUGAAGGUUCGCCAAUCUUGGCAUUUUCAAACGCUAUGGUGAUAACAACAACGUAACAAAAUAACAUUUAAUAUACAGAGGAUAAUAAACGAGUUACCAGUUAAUAUCAAAUUUAUGUCCCGAGUGAAAUAAUUUGCACUUGUCACGAUCUUUAGCGAGAAACAAGUUAAAAUUAUUUCACGAGGGACAUAAAUUUGAUAAUAAUUGGUACCGAGUUUGUUAUUCUAUUUAUUACCCCAGCUAUUUGGGUUUUUUUUUUUUUUAAAAGCCUUUGUUUUUAAUAUACCCUA